Messenger RNA from Hibiscus syriacus, 3140 nucleotides. RefSeq names its product serine/threonine-protein kinase EDR1-like. The record is from RefSeq and is a predicted model, not a curated record. Bases 57 to 2852 code for a protein of 931 amino acids. Gene Ontology annotation, biological process: protein phosphorylation. Lineage: Eukaryota; Viridiplantae; Streptophyta; Magnoliopsida; Malvales; Malvaceae. The transcript has 13 exons. Gene Ontology annotation, molecular function: ATP binding; protein kinase activity.
UUACAAAAAAAAAAUUCUUAAAAGAAAUAAAAAAGAAUAGUCGCCGUUGAUGAUCGAUGUCGAAAAUGAAGCAUCUCUUAAGGAAGCUCCACAUCGGCGGUGGUUUAAACGAGCACCAAAGAUUGGCGGAGGCGCGGUCCGUUAUCGCCUCGAGUCCGAACUCGAAUCCGAUGAACGUGACGGGAACGGCGACGAAUUCUUCUUCUCCAUCAUCGCCUUCUGUCGAUUCAAGGGCAACGGGGAGAAUCGGGACCGUUGAAUCGGUCGAGGCAGAUCGGACGGCUGGAGACGAGGUGGAUUUUAAUUUAUUGGAAGAAGAGUUUCAGAUGCAGUUGGCCUUGGCAAUCAGUGCCUCCGAUCCCGAGACAGCUCAGAUCGACGCAGCUAAAAGGAUUAGUCUCGCCGGCACCGACACCAAGGCGUUUGAUGAGUUACUCUCGCUUCGUUAUUGGAACUAUAAUGUUGUAAACUAUGAUGAAAAGAUUGUGGAUGGGUUUUAUGAUGUGUAUGGAAUUGCAUCAAAUUUGGGUGCCCAAGGGAAGAUGCCAACUUUGGUUGAUCUUCAAGCAAUAUCAGUGUUGGAUAAUGUUGAUUAUGAAGUAAUUUUGGUUAACCGAUUGUUUGAUCCUGAAUUGCAAGCACUUGAGAAAAGAGUGAAUAACAUAUAUGUGCAAGCCCAAGCUUUUGGCCAUGUCCCAGUUUUAAAUGGCAUGAUUCAGCAAAUUGCUGAAACAGUUGUAAAUAGAAUGGGUGGUCCCGUUGCUGAUGCUGAAGAGAUGUUGAGAAUGUGGACCUCGAGAAGUUAUGAGUUACGGAAUUCUCUUAACACUAUCAUUCUUCCACUUGGACGGCUUGAUGUCGGACUUUCUCGUCACAGAGCCUUGCUUUUUAAGGUUCUAGCUGAUAGAAUUAACCUCCCCUGCAUUCUGGUCAAAGGGAGUUAUUACACUGGUACAGAUGAUGGAGCUGUGAACUUGGUCAGAAUGAAUAACGGAAGUGAAUAUAUUAUUGAUCUGAUGGGUGCUCCUGGGACACUGAUUCCUGCUGAAGUACCAAGCUGUCACCUCCUAAGUUCUGCGCUUGAUGUAAGAGGCUUUGCUGAUCGUUCUGAAGCUUCUCAGAGUCCACCUGUUCUGCUUGACAAAGGAAUUGUAGAUUUGGCAGUUUCAGCUGCUCUCAAUAUGGGCCCUAAAGUUGGUGCCAUGAGGUCAACAGAGUUUUUCAGCAGUCAGGCAAAUGAAGAGGAGAGGAGCCAUGCUGAAAGAGUUGUCUUUGAGAGAUUUGAACAAGAUUUUAGGAAGCUUCUUCCCUUGACACCUAAAUCUAGUGAAAAUGUUUCUGGCAUCCAUGAAAAGCCAUCAUCAGCGCAAAAGAGAAAGGUUAAAAAUGUUUCUAAGUAUGUUAUCAGUGCAGCAAAGGACCCAGAAUUUGCUCAGAAGUUACAUGCUGUUUUGAUGGAGAGUGGCGCAUCACCUCCUCCAGAUUUGUUCAUGGAUAGUAAUUCUCAGGAUCAUUGUGAACAAAGUAGGGCUGAACAAGUGGUGAAAGGGAUAAAUGUAGAUGAUGCUGCUAGCUGCCAUUCAAAUGAGUUGCCAGUCAAUGCGCUCCGUCUUGUAUCCUCUGGCAUGGAGACUUCAGAAAAUACUGAUUCAAAUCUUGGACAAAACCACAUGGCUAAAUACCAGAGAGAGCUUGGAAUGAAUGCCAUAAAAACUUUAAAUACUGAAGUUACAUCUGCAUCUGAUGCUACAUGUGAGGAAUUUCUUGUUGGUAAUACGGUUAAUGAGCGGACACAAGUUUGUGAGACUUCCUUCUGCUCUGCUAAUGAGUUUUGCCAAAUACAGUCAGAAAAUGUCUUGGUCACGGAUGACAAGUUAAUACAAAGGACUUCUGGUACAGAGUUCUAUAAAGAAUCUGCACUGGAGUUGAUCAAAACCGCAGAUUGUGAUUUGCAUUUGAUUAGUAAGGUUCACAGUGAGAAGAUACAUCCUAUGCUUAGGGAGGUUUCAGAAUGGGAAAUCCCAUGGGAGGAUCUUCAAGUUGGUGAACGCAUCGGUAUUGGAUCAUAUGGUGAGGUCUACCGAGCAGAUUGGAAUGGCACUGAGGUUGCUGUGAAGAAGUUUCUAGAUCAAGACUUCUCUGGUGAUGCAGUGGUUCAGUUUAAAUGUGAAGUUGAAAUCAUGUUAAGGUUAAGACAUCCAAAUGUUGUUCUUUUCAUGGGAGCUGUUACUCGGUCUCCACAUUUCUCUAUACUCACAGAGUUUCUACCCAGGGGAAGUUUGUAUAAGAUACUGCAUCGAUCCAAUCCGCAACUUGAUGAGAAGAGACGGAUGAGAAUGGCUCUUGAUGUGGCUAAAGGAAUGAAUUAUUUGCACACAAUCCAUCCUACUAUAGUUCAUCGAGAUCUGAAAACACCAAAUCUCCUUGUCGAUAAGAACUGGGUUGUAAAGGUAUGUGAUUUCGGGUUGUCACGCAUGAAACAUCACACAUUCCUCUCUUCAAAGUCUACUGCUGGAACGCCUCAAUGGAUGGCCCCGGAAGUUGUAAGGAACGAACCAGCUAAUGAGAAAUGUGAUGUGUACAGUUUUGGUGUGAUAUUAUGGGAGCUGGUUACACUGCGUGUUCCUUGGAAAGGUUUGAAUCCAAUGCAAGUUGUUGGAGCUGUUGGAUUCCAGAAUAGGCGUCUCGAAAUUCCCGAAGAUAUUGACCCAAUUGUUGCACAUAUAAUACGUGAAUGUUGGCAAACGGAGCCACACCUCCGACCAUCAUUUGCACAGCUCGUAUCCCGACUACGACGUCUUCAACAGCUGUAUGUCGAAAAGCCGAACUCGGAAAAUCAAAUUACAGGUUGAUUUUUGAUGUAAUAAGAACUCCAUUAGCUGUUUCCUGGCUUGAAAAUGAACCAGGCAGCCAGAAAGGUUAGUUCUAAAUGUGCAAAGAAAGUUCAAAAAAGAGUGGGGAUGGGGACGUGCCGGCUCAUUCGAAACGGGGGAUCGGCACUUCCGUCCCGAAUGAGAGUGGAUCGAUUCCUCUGAUAAGUGAUCAGCUGCAUAAGUGCAGUGGAGGAUACCACCUGAAAACCGUGCUUAGUAUUAUGAAUAGGUUCAGCAUUUGUCAACUGUAAGAAUGUUGCAAAAAAA